Apis cerana (Asiatic honeybee) is the source of this 827-nucleotide messenger RNA. RefSeq names its product cytochrome c oxidase assembly protein COX19. Gene Ontology annotation, biological process: mitochondrial respiratory chain complex IV assembly. The record is from RefSeq and is a predicted model, not a curated record. NCBI's taxonomy places the organism in Eukaryota, Metazoa, Arthropoda, Insecta, Hymenoptera, Apidae. Gene Ontology annotation, cellular component: mitochondrial intermembrane space.
AUGUCAUCGUAUACAUUUUCACAAAAAGUGUUUACACCUAUACCUCCAGAAAAGGGUAGUUUUCCACUCGACCAUGAGGGUAUUUGCAAAAGACUUAUGAUCAAAUAUAUGCGCUGUUUAAUUGAGAAUAAUAACGAAAACACGAUGUGUCGUGAUAUUAUAAAAGAAUAUCUUUCUUGUCGAAUGGAUAAUGAGCUUAUGGCACGAGAAGAAUGGUCUAAUCUUGGUUUUUCUGACGAGGUCAAGGAGACAUAACAGCAGGGAUUUAUUACUAAUCGAUUGUCGCAAAGUUGUAGAUCACUGUUUUUAUCACUUGAAUGGUAUUUAUGAACUUUUUCGCUGGUGAUUCUUAUUUCAUCUUAGAUAAAACUUAUAUGGAUUUUAAAGUGAAUUUGUAAAUUUGUAGCGACAUAUAACUUAUGUACGUAUUUUAUGAAUUAUAAAUAAUACAUGCAUUUAUUCAAUAUGAUUUUUGAAUAAUGAUACAAUAUUAGUAGAGAAUUCUUUUUAAUAUUCAAUCCAAUUAAAGUGAUCUCAGUCCAAAAAAAGGCUUCAGAGCAAAUAUUAAAUAUUUAAAAUAAAUUAAUAAUAUAAAUAUAUUCAGUCUAGAAAUCUAAGAAGAAAAGAAAUCAUUAAUAAAAGUACUUUUAUUAAAUGUAGUUUAUUGUUAAUUGAUGUGAUUUAGGUAUCUUAUAUCAGAUGGCCUAAAAUAUUUAAUAUAGCUAUAACUGAAAGAGUUAAGCUCAUUUCAUCUUGAUAUCAUUCAUAGAAGAAAAAUAAAUUUUAUAAAUAAAAAAUAGUGAAUAACAAAUCAUUAGGAAGAAAAA